This is a messenger RNA of Andrographis paniculata, 1482 nucleotides long. RefSeq lists its product as uncharacterized. The coding region runs from base 109 to 1365 and encodes 418 amino acids. NCBI's taxonomy places the organism in Eukaryota, Viridiplantae, Streptophyta, Magnoliopsida, Lamiales, Acanthaceae. The record is from RefSeq and is a predicted model, not a curated record. Gene Ontology annotation, cellular component: cytoplasm. The transcript has 10 exons.
GCCCAUUAUAAUACGCAUCUUCUCCGAAACCCCAAACGCUAGCGCCGUCGCGGUGUAUGGUCACCGGAUAGUUCGGACGUCGAUCGGAGUGGAUUCAGUUAUCGAGAAAUGGAUGUCGACGCUAAUGGAGGGAACAUCAGCUCCCUGCGUAUUUCCACCGUGGAUGAAGAGGAUGAAGAGGACGAAAUUCAACAUGACAAGGUUAAAGAUGAAGUCAGCGAGGAAGAAGAUGAAGAAGAAGAUGGAGCACUGGUGACGUUAGGUUUUGUGGAGAAGCCGAAAACACCGUGGUCGUUGCACCGCCAGUAUUUCCCUAGCAAAGCGGGUGGCACUCCGGCAUGGCUGGACCCCAAAAACCUGCCCUCUGGAAAGUCCAUUCAUUGUGAUUUUUGCGAAGAACCUCUGCAGUUUGUGCUUCAGGUUUAUGUGCCAUUAGGUGAGGAAUCAACUUUUCACCGGACAUUGUAUCUUUUCAUGUGUCCUUCAAUGGCCUGCCUUCUUCGCGAUCAGCAUGAACAGUGGAAGCGGCAGCCGGAGAUUCCAUCAAGAAGUGUCAAGGUUUUCCGGUGUCAAUUGCCGAGAGUGAAUCCCUUUUAUUCAAGUGUGGCGCCCCCGGAAGAUGGCACUGCACAACCAUUGAUGGAUGGAGCACCACUCUGUGAUUGGUGUGGCACAUGGAAAGGGGACAAGCUUUGCGGUAGCUGUAAGAGAGCACGCUAUUGUUCUGGAAAGCACCAGGCUGCUCAUUGGCGGUCCAGUAGCUCGAGCCAUAAAAUCUCCUGUCAGCAAGUAAAGACAUCUGACGAAGAAGCUGCAUCUGCUAGGUUUGAUAAUAGGCAAACAGCUGCCAGCAACACUCUUUUUCCAGAGUAUGUGAUCAUUGAUGAGGAUGAGUGCGAAGAUGACGAGGAAAAAUCUAAUGACACCGGAUCUUCUAGCUCAUUGAUAUCAAGAAGCCACACAGAUAGUUCUUACGGAAAAUGGAUGUCAUAUUUUGAGGGGCACAACGACAAUAAGAGUUGGGCUUCCUUCCAGGAGAGAAUAUCCCGGGCUCCUGAUCAAAUCUUGAGGCUGAACUGCAGGGACUCUAGCUCCGGUCCAGCAAAGCCACUGUGGCCGGUGUCCAGUGGUCGACCAUCAAGACUCGACAUACCUAAAUGUAGCUAUUGUGACAGCACCCGUGUUUUCGAACUUCAGGUUUUGCCGCAGCUGCUUUAUUUCUUCCAUGUGGAAGAUACCGAAGAUUCUCUCGACUGGGCGACCAUCGUCAUAUAUACAUGCGAGGCGUCGUGCCACGGUGGCGCGGCAUACAUAGAGGAAUUUGCUUGGGUUCAGCUUGCUUCUCAGUCUAUACCAAACCAGUGAUCAAGACAAAGGUGUUAAUGUUCAGAUUUCAGACAUGUUCCUUAAAAUUUUGAUAUAAAUUGCUGCAACAGCGUAUUACAUAUAUAUAUAUAUAUAUAUAUUUAUGUUUUGUUUGAA